CGCGAUAUCGCGGAUCGACUUUGCCGGAAUUCGACUUCUGAGCACCUACAUCGCCUUGUCGCCCCUCAUGUUCCGGCGGCUUUACAGCUCGAUCCCGGAGCGCAUCGCCGAGGCCAAGCCGCGCGCGCCGACGCGCGGCCGCGCCCCGCGCCCCGUACGCCUUUCGAAGCGCAUCGUUGCGCCUUCACCGCGCGCCGAGCCCGCCACCCACGGCCGCCGCCUGCGGCGCGGCCAGCUCGCACGCACCGACCUCGUUUCGUCCCAGGGUCCCCGAUUCGAGCCCAUCACUCUCUACCCGCUGCAGGCGGGGCUGCACCUCGGGCUGACGCCCGCGCACAUGCCCCUCCCCCUCCCCCUCGGCAUCAAGGGGUACACGAGCCCAUCGUCGCGCUCACCCGAGGCGCUUUUCGAGAAGCCCGCACCCCCUAGCGCGCUCUCGGCGCUUGAGGCGAUGGAGGCGCCGACCUCCUCGACCGUCGGAGAACACCUGCGCGUGUCGCGCGCCUUCGCGCACCCUUCCCUCCGGCACCAUCUCGCGGCGCCCGGAGGGCCGAGCCUAUCGGCCCUUGGACUUGACGAGCACGUCACCUCCUCUCUCGACGCUGCGGCCACGAAGCACGCGCGUGCUGCCGAGGACGUGUGGCAGGCCGCGCUCGCGCGGCUGGGCGAGCGCCCGCCAGCGCCAGUGGAGGCCGCGGCCGACCCUAAGCUCGCGGACGCACUUGCCGGGCUCAACGGUCUUCUUGCCCGUCUUGAGAGCGCCGAGGACAUCGUCGUCGAGAUGGACAGCGUGAAGCGCAAGCGCAAAAAGAAGAUGAACAAGCACAAGUACAAGAAGCGCAGAAAGGCGACACGCGCCAUCCGCAAGCGUCUCGGCAAGUAGGCGCACUUUACACUAGCACCGAUCAUAUGCAUGUUUGCGACAG
This is a messenger RNA of Cutaneotrichosporon oleaginosum, 926 nucleotides long. RefSeq names its product mitochondrial 37S ribosomal protein mS38. The record is from RefSeq and is a predicted model, not a curated record. NCBI's taxonomy places the organism in Eukaryota, Fungi, Basidiomycota, Tremellomycetes, Trichosporonales, Trichosporonaceae.